Zalophus californianus (California sea lion) is the source of this 1726-nucleotide messenger RNA. RefSeq names its product MAP3K12 binding inhibitory protein 1 (gene MBIP). Gene Ontology annotation, cellular component: cytosol. Lineage: Eukaryota; Metazoa; Chordata; Mammalia; Carnivora; Otariidae. The record is from RefSeq and is a predicted model, not a curated record. The transcript has 10 exons. Bases 356 to 1222 code for a protein of 288 amino acids.
GUGGGAGUAGGGGUGUGGGAACUAUCCGGCCCCUCCCCCCUUUUUUCCUCUAGCGGAGGCGGGGGCUGCGGAGGGCUGCCGGGGGGCUGUGGAGGGCUGCUGGGGAUCGGGAGAGACUAGCUGAGGCCGGAGGAGGAGCCCGAGCCCAGCAGUCUGCGGUCGGAGUGAGGAUGGCCGUACGGGCUUAGUUCAGGAUGGGUUGCAGAUCAGAUUUCCUUGCAACUCUUCUCCCCGAGAGUGAGAGAGCGUAGUCUUAACCUCAGAGAUGAUGUGGUGAAAAUUACAAUCGAUUGGAACAAGCUCCAGAGCCUCUCGGCAUUCCAGCCCGCUUUGCUCUUUAGUGCACUUGAGCAUCAUGUUUUAUAUUUACAGUUCAGUAAUUGAACAGUAUUAUGACCUUGCUGGUUUCCAAUUGAACAUCUCUGCAAUUGUAAUUCCUUUUUUAGCAAAACUUCAGCCUCUGAUUAAAGAGGAGAAUACAACUGUUGUUGGAGAGAUAGAAAAAACAGAAACGGGGAACAAGAAUGAAGUAAAUGCCAAAUUUCCCAUUAGUGACCUACAAGAGGAAGAAAAGCACAAAGAUUGUGAUUUAGGAGAUGUGAAAAAGACACAGAUCCAUUUUGAUCCAGAAGUAGUUCAAAUAAAGGCUGGAAAAGCUGAAAUUGACAGACGAAUAUCUGCAUUUAUUGAAAGAAAGCAAGCUGAAAUCAAUGAAAACAACGUCAGGGAAUUUUGCAAUGUUAUUGAUUGUAAUCAAGAAAACAGUUGUGCAAGAACUGAUGCCGUUUUUACUCCUUACCCGGGAUUUAAAAGUCAUGUAAAAGUUUCUAGAGUUGUGAAUACAUAUGGACCACAGACUAGACCUGAAGGAAUUCAAGGGUCAGGUCAUAAACAUAACAGCUUGCUCCGAGAUUGUGGUAAUCAGGCUGUCGAAGAACGACUACAAAAUAUUGAGGCUCACUUGAGAUUGCAGACAGGUGGUCCAGUGCCAAGAGACAUUUAUCAGAGAAUUAAAAAACUUGAGGAUAAAAUCCUUGAACUGGAAGGAAUCUCUCCUGAAUAUUUUCAAUCUAUAAGCUUUUCUGGAAAAAGAAGAAAAGUUCAACCACCUCAACAGAACUAUUCACUGGCUGAACUUGAUGAAAAAAUUAGUGCCCUCAAACAAGCCCUGCUCAGAAAAUCAAGAGAAGCAGAAUCCCUGGCUACUCACCACCUUCCGUGAAAAACUCCUCUCAUUCUUGUCAUUUGACUUUUUUAUAUACAUGUAACGUACACUGCAGUUAAUUAAAUGGAUAUGUAUUCAUCAGUGUAGACUUCCUUCUGAAGUCAAGCUUUCUUUUCACCUGAGUCCAGCCUGCACAGAGUUAUCUUCAGAUAUUCCAGUGAAUUUUGAAAUGGUUAAGGCAUUAAAAACAUAAUUGUCAGAAUGUAUUCCCUUCUGUUUUAAAGGAGGUAUUUUGGAAAUUGGAAAACUUAAUUUGAAAGCACAUCUUUGUGUGUGUGUGUGUAUGUACCACAGAAAGGAAGAUUUAUUUUGCAUAGUGAUUAUUUAAAAGGACUUUAUAUUUGUAACAUCACCGUUAACCAGUUUACUAGUUUAAAUCCAUACUUUGUACAUAAGAGCAUUCAACAAAUAUUUAUCAACUGAAAUGAAUUUAAAUGACUGCAUACACUUUUUUUUUCAAAUGUCAAUUUUAAUGCAAAUAAACAAUAGAUCCCACCUGUA